Aspergillus welwitschiae is the source of this 571-nucleotide messenger RNA. RefSeq lists its product as uncharacterized. The coding region runs from base 310 to 471 and encodes 53 amino acids. The transcript has 4 exons. NCBI's taxonomy places the organism in Eukaryota, Fungi, Ascomycota, Eurotiomycetes, Eurotiales, Aspergillaceae. The record is from RefSeq and is a predicted model, not a curated record.
CUUUCAGGCUUUCAGCAAGAACCUCCAGAUUGAGAUGGGGCGGUGUCCGGUCCGGAGCACUUUUGAGGAUGCACUGAAGCUGUUGGUUCAGAAGCAGGAUACUCUCGAGUAAGUUCGGUGGUCGGAUGCGGGAUGGAUAUAUUUUACUGACGAUGUGUCUAGUUUCAUGGUGACUGACGUGCGACCACUCUCGACUGCUGUCACAGCAUACGACGAUUUCAACCAUAUGCGAUCACAGAAGAUAAUUUUCGAGGGCGGAAAGUAAGCGUUUCUUAGCGGUUAGGAGUGUGUGGUGGCGGUUGUUGAAUUAUGCAGGAGAGUGGUUUGCAUCGCAUGCGUGUCUCAUAUCACCAUUACAGAUGCAGCAUGACAAUACAUCCGUGGUCGGUUGUCUGUCCGAACAACCUUGAUGGCCACCAAGCAGAAAGACGCGUCGGAAUGCAUGAUACCUGUCAAGGCUGUAGACGAUAAGCAAGGAAACCCACAAUGACAAAUGCUGCGAGAAGAAGUUUUUAAGCUGAAUGGAUCCAAGUCACAUGUCGGAGCCAGGCCAGCAAAUACAGGCCUAGUC